This is a messenger RNA of Mercenaria mercenaria, 5253 nucleotides long. RefSeq lists its product as uncharacterized. Bases 111 to 2078 code for a protein of 655 amino acids. The record is from RefSeq and is a predicted model, not a curated record. The transcript is spliced from 2 exons. Lineage: Eukaryota; Metazoa; Mollusca; Bivalvia; Venerida; Veneridae.
GACUUCUUUACUGAAGAGCUGACGAUUCAUACUUUCGUGUUUUACAUACCAUCAUGCAGUGACAUAAAUAGAUAAUACAUUAUUCCUGAUAUCAUAUAUUUUGACAGAAGAUGGAGAGAAAUCAAGAAAACCAAGACGGAAAUCCAACUGAAUAUUAUGUGAAUGCAAGACAGCAUGUGAGACCUAGAAGGUACAGAAGACGGUUAAAAAAAGCCAGAUUACAUGUAGACCACAAUGAUGACAAACUCAGUGACAAUGGUUUUAGUACACUUUCAAAAGAUGACCCAAAAAACGACAGUGAUUCAACAAUUGUAGAUCUUAGCAAAGAUCCUAAUUCCGAGAAUUCUGCAUAUAGUGGUGCCAGCGCUAAUCAGCUUAAUGAAAACAAAUCCGUAACAAACACAAACAAUGGUAUGACAUGUACACUCUUAGAAAAGGAAACAUCAAAGGAUGAUGUAAUGAAUUACUUGAACAAUGACUCUGAAGACAAUUUUAAUUCCAGUCCUGUUGCCUCUCCAUUACCAGAUCAACCGGUGGACAUGUCAGUGAAUUGUGGCAACAGAGAAGAUGAUUUGAUACAUUUCAUUAAGCAACAGGAAAGUACACUUCUCGACUCCUUGUUGGCAGAUCUAGAACCUAAUACUGGAAAAGAAGAUUUUGAGGAAAAUGAGGACACAACAGCAAAUGUUCAUAGAGAAAGAAAAGAAGAUGAUGCUCCUGUUCAACCUGGUCAUUGGCUUACACUGAAAACAAGUGUACUUCUCAUUUGGAUUUUUGCAAUUACACACUCAUUGACUUCUUCUCAGCUGAAAGAUCUUCUGACAUUAAUAAACCUGCUUCUUCUUCAAUCAAACCCUGCCUUUGAAAGCUUGUACAGGUUUAAAACUUAUUUUUCAAAUUUGGAAAUGCCUGCUAGGAAACAUUAUUAUUGUGCCAGUUGCUACUCGCCAGCUGACGUUGAACAGCAUUCAUGUGCAAAUCCAACCUGUCGUAAAGAUCUAACUAAGGUCAACAACAAAGAAUACUUUCUGGAACUAGAUAUUCUAUCCCAAUUGAAAACAUUUUAUGCAAGAGAGGAAUUUGAAGAAGGGUUAAAACAUAAAUUUUCAAGAGUUAAAAAGAGGAAUGAUAGCAUUGAAGAUGUGUAUGACAGUCAACAAUAUCAAAAUUUGUGUGUAAAUGAUGGCCCAUUGAGUAAACCAUAUAAUGUUAGUUUUGUUUUUAAUACGGAUGGCGUCCCAAUAUUCAAAAGUUCCAAAACUUCAAUUUGGCCAAUCUUUUUGAUUAUAAAUGAAUUACCGUACAAAAUGCGAAAAAGUAGAAAAUACAUGAUUUUAGCAGGCUUGUGGUGUGGUUCAGCCAAGCCAUCAAUGAACAUCUUCCUAGAGCCCAUGUUGAAAGCCUUAUCAGAACUUGAAAAAGGUGUUGAAGUAACAACUUAUAGUGGAAAAACAGUGAAUAUUAAGGGUUUUUUGCUUGCAAUAUCAUGUGAUUUACCUGCAAGAAGUGCUGUUUUAAAUAUUAACCAGCACAACGGAGAGGGCUGUUGCAUAAAAUGCCUACAGCUUGGGAAAAAUCAUCGAACUCAGACUGGUGGGAACAUACGGGUAUUUGAAUAUAAAAAGGGUGAUCCAUCAGGACCUUGUAGAACCCAUGAAUCCAUAAUGCAGGAUGCUCAAAACAUAACAGACAUGAAUAAGAAAGCUACUUCUCACAUUAAUGGAAUUAAAGGGCCAUCAGUUGUUAUGUUUUGCCCCCAGGUUGAUGGUGUGAAGAGUGUGGCAAUUGAUUAUAUGCACCUUGUUUGCCUUGGAACUGUUCGUCUUUUGUUGAAACUAUGGUUCAACGUCUCUCAUAGUUUGAACAAUUUUUCUCUAUACCGUUAUACAGAAAUUGUUGACUCCCGCUUGGAAGAAAUAAAGCCACCACAUUUAAUUUCCAGACAGCCUCGUUCAAUAAGUGAACAUAUGAAAUUUUGGAAGGCAUCAGAAUUACGUUCAUGGUUUUUUAUUACUCGAUUCCAUGUAUUGCUGAUCUUCUACCACCAUUAUUUUGUAUCACUACUGCGCAUUUGUUGAAGGCAUUUAUUUGCUUUGUCAAUCAAGUAUUAGCCUGUCUGACAUAGAGAAAAGUGAAGAACUCUUGAGGUACUUCGUAUUUAUGUUUUCGUCACUUUAUGAUGAGAGAUAUGUAACCAUAAAUGUACAUUCUUUGUUGCAUUUACCUCAAACUGUUCGAGAUCUUGGACCUUUGUGGUCAGUUUCAUGCUUCUCUUUUGAGAGCGCAAAUGGAGAAUUGUUGCAGUUAUUUCAUGGGACUCAAAGCAUUGACCUUCAGAUUGUGAAUGCAGUUCAUGUUUUUCAGAUGCUCCCCUUGUUGUCUCAGACAAUCUCAAGUCAGUCUGUUGCUUUUGAAUUUGUUAGAAAACUUACAAAACUGCAAGAAAAUGCUGAUUUAUCAGUUUUCUUUGCUGGGCAAACCUUAUCAGAAACAUAUUUCAGAAGAGCUUAAACUGAACAUUGUAAAGUUGGCAAAUGCAAUACAGUUUGAUGUUAAUUUCUACAACAGAGCAAUUGUAAGGGGUGUACUCUUUCAGAGUUUAGAUUAUACUAGAGUGUCAAAACGGAAUUCUUAUACUGUUAAGUAUUAUCGCAACAGAGUGUUCUGUUAUGGCUUUGUAAAAUGGUUUGCUGAAGUUAGUGAUGGAAUACAUGGCAAAUCUAUUCAAAUUGUCUGUGUCAAUGAACUUAUGACAAAGAAUGUUUGUUUGUUUAAUAUGCAUCAUGAUAAAAUUGCUCCAGAUGAACACAUAUCUGAAAAUUUUAUAGAGGUAAAGAUUCCACAUAUUCAUUUUUUCCAGAAGAGUGAUAAGGAAUGUAUUGUGCUUCUGAAAAAUAUAAUGGAUCUUUGUAUUUGUAUUGAAAUGGAGAAUUUUAUUGUUGUUUGUGAUGAACCAAAUCACCAUGAGAGAAACUUAUAAGUAUCAGAUAUUAUUACACUGGACAUGUGUAGUUACAGCAUUUAAUUUCUGCAGGUCAAACAUGCAUGUAUAUUCUUCACCAGAGUCUGUUCAACAAAUUUUGUAAUUGUACAUUCUCCAAAAACAAUGCUUGGGAUAGAACAGUAUGGCCUAUAGUUUUAGACUAUUUUCCAUUGAAUAGAUAAGUAUUGUUUUAAAUAUUUUGGGGUUACUUAAAGCACAGGUAAUGCCAGAUUUUCACAUGCCAAGUUUCUCACUAAUGUAUAGUUUAAUAUUAAAGUCAAAAGACAUUCACAAGAAUAGUCAUCAAUAAUUCCUAUUUUAUGCUAACCAAGAAAAAAGUUUAUGUCCAGCCUAUGCUUUUACCAGAUACUUUCAAGCGGCUCUACCUGGUAAUGGUCAACUUUUCUUGGACAGUAACACAACCUUUUCCUUAUGAUCAGUGUUAUAGGUAUAUUGUUGGAGCUUAUCAUUCUCACCAAUCCAAAAUGUCUGCUUCCAAAAUACAAAAGCUAGGAUGUUGAAAUUCUCAGCUUACCUAAAAUACAUCAGUCCUACUGUUGCAAUACACCGUGAAUUAUGAAAAAAUAAGUGCAGAACGAAAUUGUCAAGUAUUUUUUGUUUCGGAUCUGUUGGUUUAAGGCAGCUGAUCCUGCUUUUUAAUAACACAAUUAUGUACUGUAUGAUAUUUCAGUUAUGUCUGUCUCAUUUUUGGCUUGCUGAUGGUUCAAGGCACAGGCAAUGUAUAUUUAUUUUCAUUUAUUUUCUGUCUCAUUUUUGAAUUACUGAUACUUCAAGGCAGCAGACACUGUUACAUUAUAUUUUUGUUCUGUCUCAUUUGUGAAAUGCUGAGGGUCAAGGGUUGCAGUUAAUAUUGUAUGACGUUACAUUUAUAUUGAUGUCACAAUUUUGAACUGCUUAUAGUUUAAGGCUGCAGAUAUUGUCACAUGACCUUACACUUAUUUGAAAGUCAUGUGUUUGAAUUGCUGACCGUUCAAGGCCGCAGACAUGGUUAUGUGACAGUACAUUAUUUUUGUUUAAAGCUAUUUUGUGCAUUAUUAUAUAUGUAGGUUCAUGUUAAUGUUUAUGAUUUCUUGCAGUUUAAGACUUUUUUAUCUGUCUUGAAAUAUUAUAUAUAUUACUCAGUUCUUGUCUGUUCAUAAUUCAAGGGUUAAUUAUUUUGAGCUCUUAAGACAUGUGCAAUCCUCACUGGGUGGCAGUAACUCCUUCUGGCGUUCAUCAAGUUGUGUUUUUUUCAGGCCAUUUUUAUUACAAAAGAAUGUGAGGUUAUGAACAUAAUUGGUGUAAUGUGAAUUUUUAUGGUAUUUUGAAUAAAUGCCAAUUUUUCAUUUAACACCAAAUGCGUUGUUUUUCACAUUCAAAUUCUACACAAUUUUUGAUCUUACACCUCAGCCUUGGACAAUUCAUAUCCUUGGACAAUUCAUAAUUGUAUAGUAUUGACUGUAUUUAUAUUAAAGGCAAAAGAUAACAAAAUUUAAGAACUCCAUUCAAAAACUGGUUAUGCCAAUCUUUAAUUGAAUUUUUAAUAAGUUGUUGGUGACAAGAAUUCAGUUAGACCUUCACAUUUAAAUUUAAAGCUUUGUACCAAAUAUGCAUAAAAUGACUUUUUUUUUAUAUACUGAACAGCAAAAGAAAAUAUCCAGUUUUAUAACUGGGGUAUUUUUUAUUUAAAAACUUCAAUUUAUAAAUCACUCGUGUUUUUCAUAUCACAUUACACUUGAAGAACUUUACAUGUAAAAUUUUAAAAAAUCAAUCAACCGUGAAGUCAGAAGUCCCACAAUAGCCGUUUUGCACGAAAUUCAUGUGCAUCUGUAAUUAACAAAUUUCUUUGUGAAAUUUUAUUGUCAUUGGAAAUAUUGACAAUUGGCUAACUCGAAAAACAUCAUAAAGUUUAAAAAAUAUUGUUGGUUGCACCGCACGACUGAAUCAAAUUUAGCACGAGCGCCCAGUUGGGAUGUUACAAUGCAGCUGAUGCGCAGAAGAUAUAGCCUUUCAAACGGCUAUUGUAGGAAUGCUGACUUCACGGUUGAUUGAUAUUUAAAAAAUUAUCACUUGAAGAUCUUCAAGUGUAAUUUUGGUAUGAAUUGAAAAAUUAAUUUUUAUUUCAAAAUUUACCAGUUAUACAUCUGGAUAGUUUCUUUUGCUGUUCAGUAUAUUAUAAGACAAUCAAUAUUUUAAAGGGAUAACAUAUUUUAUAUUGAAGUCUUGAUGAAUUAUUGUGAGAUCAAUGUUUAUAGUAUGUUUUCAUAUCA